This is a messenger RNA of Cercopithifilaria johnstoni, 1080 nucleotides long. The record is from the annotation of a GenBank genome assembly. Lineage: Eukaryota; Metazoa; Nematoda; Chromadorea; Rhabditida; Onchocercidae.
AUGUCAAGAUGGAAGGUGAAGUACUCCCCGAGUGAUAGGAUAACCAGAGAGAUAACGUGGCUGACGGACAACCAGUUGGGUCAUAUCGUGAGAAUUAUUGGAAAGAUGGAAAGGGUGUUCUUCUUUGUUCGAAGUAAAAUAUGUAAAGACGAUAAUAUUUAUGUAAAAGGACGAUGCAUUCAUGGGUUAUUCUUUGCAAAUGAUCUGAGGACUUUGCGAAAUCAUAAAGUAAAAAAUGUACCAAUAAAGAAGGAUGAUGUUAAAACAGAUUUUCAGUCUAAGUGGCAUAAGAAAGGAGUGCGAUUUGAAAACGUGAAGAUCUAUCUUUUUGAAAGAACGCAGGGAUUUGAUGUUAUCCCAUCGUCUGGUGGCAUUGCACUUGGAAUGCAUAUGAAACAUUUUGAUAUAAAUGAAGUUGCACUCUGUAGUAAAGUGACUGAUGAUGGCAUAACUAAGUUGCAAAACGACAAAUUGUCUGCAAAGGGUUUGGUUAAGCAAGUGUGCACAGCGUCAACUAGGCGUAAACAAAGGUAUUGUAACGCGUUUGACAAAAACUCUGCAGUGACAAAACGACGGAGAAGUGUUGAACGGGGAGAUGAAAUUUUGUCAAAAACAAAAGCCACUACAAAUGUAGAUAGGAGAGAGUCAAGAAUACCUGAAAGAACAUCAACAAGUAUGCCAGAAAUUAUGUUAGGGCAAGUUGACAACGUAAAAGAAAAAAACGAAGAAGAAAAUAUUUGCAUAACGAACAAAUACUUCCGCCCGCUCAAUCGAAGAAUUAGAUUACUCAAAUUAAGGAGGGCAGGUUUUAAAAAAUUUGUGGAUGAUGAAUCAAUCUGUGAUGAUAUACGAAAAAGCCGAAAACACUGCGGUUGUUCAUGUGGUAUUCUACCAUGUUCACCCAAAAAUUGUGAAUGUUCCAGAAAUGGUAUCGAAUGCUUAGUCGAUCGACCAUCAUUCCCGUGUACUUGCGCAACUACAAGUUGCAAUAAUCCCUUUGGCCGCCGCGAAUUUGACGAAGUAUUUGUUCAUGCACAUUUCCGCUCAAUUCUUAUGCGUGCACAAAUAGUUCAGGAUUGA